This is a messenger RNA of Radiomyces spectabilis, 882 nucleotides long. Its product is annotated as Rho GTPase activation protein. Gene Ontology annotation, biological process: regulation of fungal-type cell wall organization; signal transduction; activation of GTPase activity. Gene Ontology annotation, cellular component: cell cortex. The transcript has 5 exons. The coding region runs from base 1 to 882 and encodes 293 amino acids. Gene Ontology annotation, molecular function: GTPase activator activity. The record is from RefSeq and is a predicted model, not a curated record. Lineage: Eukaryota; Fungi; Mucoromycota; Mucoromycetes; Mucorales; Radiomycetaceae.
AUGGUGAUUUCUUAUACACAAAAUCUAGAAAAAGGCGUGUUUGGUCUUCCAUUAUCCGAAUCGAUCCGAUACGCCCAUUCCAGCAUUUCAUAUAUUGAUGACAUUACCGGCAUUCAGUGCUUCGGCGUGAUCCCUACGGUGGUCGCUAAAUGUGGCAGUUUUUUGAAAGAAGAAGGUUUGACGGUGGAAGGCAUCUUUCGUUUGUCCGGCAGCGCGAAACGAAUUGGCAUGCUACAGACGAUAUUUGAUACCCCGGAUCAUUACGGCAUGCAGUUGGAUUGGCGAGGAUAUACGGUUCACGAUGCGGCUAAUGUGAUGCGCCGAUUUCUUAAUCAUCUUCCCGAACCUGUCAUUACACUGGAAUAUUACCGAGCUUUCAAAAACACCAUGGAAUUCGAAACAUUAGAGGAUAAAAUUGCAGCGUUCCAGUCCCUCAUUGAACGUUUACCACUGGCACAUCAGUACCUGUUGUUGUAUCUUUUGGACAUGCUAGGUUUAUUUGCGCGCACUUGGGAAUCUACACGGAUGGAUAUUGCUUGUCUCGCUUCGGUGUUUGCACCUGGCAUGUUGUCGCAUCCCGAUGAUAUACUGAAUCCUGCGGGAUACAAAGAGUCGCAGCGGGUGCUCACCUUUUUAAUCGAAAAUCAAGCUCGAUUUUCCAUGCCACGCACCAUGUACGCGACCGGACCUGAAUGCUACUCUGUCACGGGUUUCCCAUCGUUUUUCAAUGAACCCAACACAUCAGUCGACACCCUUGCCACCGUGCCUUCUUCUAGUUUAAGACGUUCCAAAACGACCCCUACCAAGCGUCAUAAAUACGGCGAACAUGAACCACCUCAAGUCAUCUAUGUCAACCGUACUUCAAGUACCGGUGGUAAGUGA